Messenger RNA from Anguilla anguilla (European eel), 636 nucleotides. RefSeq lists its product as uncharacterized. The record is from RefSeq and is a predicted model, not a curated record. The annotation marks the transcript as partial. NCBI's taxonomy places the organism in Eukaryota, Metazoa, Chordata, Actinopteri, Anguilliformes, Anguillidae. The transcript is spliced from 3 exons.
AUGUAUUUCUUUGUCCAUAGUAGUAGUAGCAGCAGCAGCAGCAGUAGUAGCAGUAAUAAUAGUAGCAGUAGUAGCAGUAGUAGCAGUAAUAAUAGUAGCAGUAGUAGUAAUAGUAGUAGUAGCCGUAGUAGUAGUAAUAGUAGCAGCAGCAGUAGUAGUAGUAGUAACAGCAGUAGUAGCAGUACUAGCAGUAUUAGUAGUAGUGAAGGGAAUAUUAGUAGUAGUAGUAGUAGUAGCAGUAGUACUAACAGCAGCAGCAGCAGUAGCAGUAGCAGUAGCAGUCGUAGUAGUAGUAGUAGCAGUAGCAGUAGUAGUAGUACUAGCAGCAGCAGCAGCAGUAGCAGUAGUAGUAGUAGCAGCAGCAGCAGCAGCAGCAGUAGUAUUAGCAGCAGCAGCAGCAGUAGCAGUAGCAGUAGUAGUAGUAGUAGCAGCAGCAGCAGCAGUAGCAGUAGUAGUAGUAGCAGCAGCAGCAGCAGCAGCAGUAGUAUUAGCAGCAGCAGUAGCAGUAGCAGUAGCAGUAGUAGUAGCAGUAGUAGUAGUAGCAGCAGCAGCAUCAGCAGCAGUAGUAGUAGUAGCAGCAGCAGCAGCAGCAGCAGCAGCAGUAGCAGUAGCAACAGCAGCAGCAGUAGUAGUAGU